This is a messenger RNA of Pochonia chlamydosporia 170, 2382 nucleotides long. RefSeq names its product FunK1 protein kinase. The transcript has 2 exons. Gene Ontology annotation, molecular function: protein kinase activity. Gene Ontology annotation, biological process: protein phosphorylation. The coding region runs from base 1 to 2382 and encodes 793 amino acids. The record is from RefSeq and is a predicted model, not a curated record. Lineage: Eukaryota; Fungi; Ascomycota; Sordariomycetes; Hypocreales; Clavicipitaceae.
AUGGACCAGGGCGAAAAAGAGCCCGUUGAGGAAAGCGCUAUCUGGAAUGAACUCAAUGCCUUCCGCACUUCGUUCAAUUCGAUUUGCAAAGGCAGAAGCAUCAUCUGUAACCCUGACAUCCUUGGCCAGCUCGGCGAUACAGAUCUUCGGCGGCUUUCACUCAAUCUAUUAGUUGCGCUGCAAAAUCUUCCAGCGAUCAAUGCGGUUCCCUCCAGGACGGGACCCGGCACUGUUGAAAGUGAUGUACUGAGACUCUUGUCCGCCGUGACGGCGGACAAUUUCGACUUUAAUCGUGUCAAAAGACUGUUAAAAGAAGCACUUACAGACAAGCCUCGAGAUACACUAAUAUGGGAGCUUGUGUCAAGUGCCGCCGUCGAAUCCACUCCGCCGCCUCGGGCGAUGCCUUCGUCGACUCAACAAACGCCGUGGAGUCAGAACACCAGCAGCUUUGUGAACUCGUCGGAAUCUCGCCAAAAUGUGGAUCCAGUCCUUAAACAGGAACUCGAACAUCUCUACGUUGGACUUCCCAAUUUCCAUGAGGCUUUCUUUGGGGACAUGCCGGAACUCGACGUGGUUUCGGAGGCGGUCUUCCGCAAGUGUACUGAAGGCGACAACCCACUUUUCAAGGAGGGCUGGAGUGGAUGGCCAGCACGCGCCAAAGAGAGCGACGUGCUGACUUGGAUUGACGGCUUAAUCUUGAAGCUGGAAGUAUUCGCGGGCGACCGCAUUUCGACUUCGCCGGCUAGGCGAAAGCUCUUGGCGCAGCCGAGGACACCGCUGGAGGGCUCCACAGGCAAGCGCAGCAUGGAUAUCGGCUUCGUUGACAGUGAGAUCACAUACAAACCUGACACUACGGAUUCAAGGUAUCGUUGGGCACACAUUCUUGUUGCCGGUGAAUUAAAAAGCAACCCAAAGGCCGACAUCCCAUCGAUUGCAUGGAUUGAUCUCGCCAGGUAUGCGAGAGAGGUACUCGCCGCUCAAGAUACCCGCCGCUUCGUCUUGGGUUUUACUCUCUGCGGGCCUCUUAUGAGGGUAUGGGAGUUCGACAGGCUCGGGGGGAUCGCCUCCGAACAAUUCGACAUCAACAAGGAGGAAGGUGGGCUACAGUUUGUGACUACAAUUCUGGGGUUUCUACGGAUGAACGAGGAGAUGCUUGGAUUUGAUCCUACCAUAAUAACAGCCGGGGGCCAGAAAUAUAUCGAGAUUGAACGCAACGGUCAGCCAGAGCGUCUCAUCCUUGGCGAGGUCAUGAAGCGCGCACCAUGCAUCGCUGGCCGAGCGACAACUUGUUGGAAAGCUCAUCGCAAAGAUGACCCGCAUACACCACUUGUCAUAAAGGACUCGUGGCAGUACACCGACCGGGACGAAGAGGGCGAUCUGAUCCAAGAAGCGACUGAGAAAGGUGCAAUUAACGUUGCCCGAUACUAUCACCACGAGACUGUCCGCGUCCGCCAUUCUGAUGACGAAAUCCGAAAUAAUGUUCGAAAGAGACUAGACGUCACCAAAGCAACGAAUUACCGCUCAGGGCGUGCGAUGUUGCCGUCGAGUACCAGCGCGUUGAGUAUUUCACGCAAAGGGCGAAGCAGCAGCUCCGGGGUGAAGCGUCCAUCAAGCGAAACUGAUGCCGCUCUGCCACCGAGCAAGCGAUCUUGUUCGGCAUCUCCAACAAAACCCAACCCGGACGCGCUGUCAAAUCGGAUACAUCGACGUGUCAUUCUUCGAGACUAUGGGAAGCCGAUCUACAAGGCAAGCUCCCGUGCGGCCCUACUUGCUGCUCUAGUGGGCUGCAUUGAAGGUCACGAAUCCUUACACAAGGCUGGCUUCCUCCACAGAGACAUCUCCAUUAAUAAUCUCAUGAUGAAUGAGAAUAAGGAGAACCCUUCUUGGCGAGCCUUCUUGAUCGACCUUGACCUUGCUAUAAGGGAGCACCGAGACGGGGCUUCGGGAGCAAUGGGAAAGACCGGUACUAGGGCGUUCAUGGCCAUCGGUGCAUUACUGGGGGAACAGCAUUCUUUCAUGCACGAUUUAGAGUCGUUUUUCUGGGUGCUCUUCUGGAUAUGCAUACAUUACAAUGGGCCAGACGACAGCAGGCCUGUGCAGCGAUUUGAAAAGUGGAAUUACGCGGAGACGGCUGAGUUAGCAGAGUUGAAGAAGGGUCAGGUGUCCCAUGAACAAGAUUUCAUUAGGACUACGAGCGAAUACUUCACAACACUCUAUACGCCGUUGAUACCCUGGGUUAACAAGCUGCGCAAGGUGGUGUUUCCCAAUGGCAGGAGAUGGGAGAAGGAGGACAAUCGGUUGUAUUUGCGGAUGAAGGAUGUUCUCCACGAUGCUAUAACGGAUCCCGCUGCGGCCAGCCCUUCAGUUGCGACGACGCCUUAA